AUUGUAUUUACAAAUUACAGGAUCAUCGGUUGUGACUUGUGAGCCUUGUGGCUCACCGAUAUAUUUCUUUGUGGCGUUCGUUCAAUCUUCGUCGGUGGACUUGAGAGAAUACCAAUUCGUUUGAAAAGAAGGAGUUGAGCGCUGUGACGUUACUGCGACAUGAAUAUAUCGCAAAUUGCUCAGCCAGGACAAAUGGGAUUAGGACAAAUGUCGCAACCUAACCCCCAAAUACCCCAAGCACAACAGCAGCAGCAGCAACAGCAACAGCAACAGCAACAGCAGCAGCAACAGCAGCAACAACAGCAGCCGCAACAGCAGCAGCAACCGCAGCAACCUCAGCAACAGCAACAACAGCAACCGCAACAACAGCAACACACGCAAGAAAAGUUGGAUAAUAUAUCGAAGGUGAAAUCCCUUGUCGGUCCGCUAAGAGAUUCUCUCGCUGUCGCCUUGAAAACAGCAGCUUCAACUCUGCAACAAAACAGCCUAGUCGACGUAGGAACUUACAAAGGUAUCGAUGUUCCCGUUCAAUACAGAUUCGACAAGAACAUUGAGGAGUUUUAUUCGAUAUGCGAUCAGAUUGAACUUCAUCUGAAAACUUCGAUUGAAUGCUUGUCCCAGAAUUCAAGCUCUGUCAGGUAUCUUCCGAUGUCCGUUGCCACCACCAGAACUGAGGCUGUCUCGGGACAAGAAGGUCCGGCUCUCACCUAUCCACAGUUCCUCAUGACCGUAAGGUCUCAGGUGGCUUAUGCCAAAGAAAUUCACGACACCCUCAUAUCCGCGGCUCACACUAUCACUCCUGGAGAAUAAGACUAGGAUUAAAGAACGAUCUUGUUUUACAUUAAAGUGCGACAUACUUGAUUGUUUGUACCCACUUUGAACGUUAUUCGUUCGUUCGGUGAGCCUUGGGGUCCAGAUUCCUCUUCCAGCACUGAAAGAUUAUCCAGCUGACCUAAUGUGAUUCCAUCAGUGGUGAUGAAUUUCACAAAGUUCUAUUUGAUAACAUGUUAUAUCGCUGGAUAGUGGGAUUUUGACAGUAUUAUAGAAGCCAUGUAUUUCAAAUAACAGUUACCGUGUUACAGGAAUUUGAACUUUGAGUAUUUUUGACUUGUAUACAAUCGUCCCUGUAUUUAUGGCAAGUGAUAUUGGAAUGAUUACUGUUUAAUAAAUAUUUUCCGUUAUUCAUUCAAACUUUCAAA
This is a messenger RNA of Neodiprion fabricii, 1199 nucleotides long. RefSeq names its product mediator of RNA polymerase II transcription subunit 29-like. The record is from RefSeq and is a predicted model, not a curated record. Bases 160 to 810 code for a protein of 216 amino acids. Gene Ontology annotation, biological process: regulation of transcription by RNA polymerase II. The transcript has a single exon. Gene Ontology annotation, molecular function: transcription factor binding; transcription coregulator activity. Gene Ontology annotation, cellular component: mediator complex. NCBI's taxonomy places the organism in Eukaryota, Metazoa, Arthropoda, Insecta, Hymenoptera, Diprionidae.